AUGGCAACCGCAGUCUGUCUCCUCAUCUUGGUGGUAUUCCUUACAGAUUCUGUCUGGACUCGAACUGUGAGACAGGUCUAUGAGGUCCAUGAUCCAGAGGAUUUUAAUGAGCAAGACUUUGAUUGCCCCAGGGAAUGUUUCUGUCCCCCCAGUUUUCCUACUGCUUUAUACUGCGAAAAUCGUGGCCUCAAAGAAAUCCCUGCUAUUCCUUCAAGGAUCUGGUAUCUCUAUCUUGAAAACAACCUGAUAGAAACCAUUCCUGAGAAGCCAUUUGAGAACGCCACCCAGCUGAGAUGGAUCAAUCUAAACAAGAACAAAAUCACCAACGAUGGCAUUGAAAGAGGAGCCCUGAGCCAACUAAAGAAGCUGCUCUUCUUAUUUCUGGAAGAUAAUGAGCUAGAGGAGGUUCCUUCUCCAUUACCCAGAAGUUUAGAGCAAUUACAAUUAGCUAGAAACAAGGUGUCCAGAAUUCCUCAAGGGACCUUUAGCAAUCUGGAGAACCUGACCCUUCUUGACUUGCAACACAACAAACUCUUAGACAACGCCUUUCAGAGAGACACCUUUAAGGGACUGAAGAACCUCAUGCAGCUAAACAUGGCCAAGAAUGCCCUGAGGAAUAUGCCACCAAGAUUGCCAGCCAACACAAUGCAGCUGUUUUUAGACAACAAUUCCAUUGAGGGAAUACCAGAAAAUUAUUUUAAUGUGAUUCCUAAAGUAGCCUUCUUGAGACUAAACCACAACAAGUUAUCAGAUUCAGGUCUCCCUUCCGGUGGUUUUGAUGUGUCAUCCAUUCUAGAUCUCCAGCUCUCUCACAAUCGGCUCACAAAGGUCCCCCGAAUCAGUGCUCACCUGCAGCACCUGCACCUGGACCAUAACAAAAUUACAAAUGUGAACGUCUCUGUAAUAUGUCCUACCACUUCCACACUGCCUGCAGACCAAGAUUCCUUCAGUUAUGGACCUCAUCUGAGCUACCUUCGUCUGGAUGGAAAUGAAAUCAAACCACCAGUCCCAAUGGAUUUAAUGAAUUGUUUUAGGCUCCUGCAGACUCUCAUUAUCUAA
Messenger RNA from Pipistrellus nathusii (Nathusius's pipistrelle), 1059 nucleotides. The record is from the annotation of a GenBank genome assembly. NCBI's taxonomy places the organism in Eukaryota, Metazoa, Chordata, Mammalia, Chiroptera, Vespertilionidae.